AUGUCAGGGCAUCAGCUUCACUGCAGUUCCAGCGGAGCAGAGUUUAGUGGAAAAACACAUUCUGCUGCCUUCACCACAGAGAAGCGUUACCCUUGCAGUCAGUGUGAGAAGAGCUUCAAGACUAAAAGAGAAGUCCAAAUCCACCAACGUGUUCACACAGGAGAGAAGCCAUUUUCAUGCACGGACUGCGGAAAGAGUUUUUCAACCUCUUCUAACCUCCUCAGUCAUCGCCACGUUCACACUGAAGAGAGGCCGUACGCUUGCAGUCAGUGUGACAAGAGCUUUAAGACAAAACAAAACCUUCAAGGCCAUCAGCGUGUUCACACAGGGGAGAAGCCAUUUUCAUGCUCUGACUGUGGAAAGAGCUUCUCACAGUUUGCUUACCUCCACUCACAUCGCCUUAUUCACACUGGAGAGAGGCCGUACGCUUGCAGUCAGUGUGACAAGAGCUUUAAGAGAAAAGAUGACCUCCUAAAGCACCAACGUGUUCACACAGGGGAGAAACCAUUUUUAUGCACCCACUGUGGAAAGAGUUUCUCACAGUCUUCUAACCUGUACAGACAUCGUCGCUUUCACACUGGAGAGAAGCCAUAUUCAUGCACGGACUGCGGAAAGAGUUUCUCAGACCCUGGUAGCCUCCACAAACAUUGUUGCAUUCACACUGGAGAGAGGCCGUACCCUUGCCGCCAGUGUGACAAGAGCUUUAAGACAAAAGGAAACCUCAACAAACACCAGCGUGUUCACACAAGGGCGAAACCAUUUUCAUGCACUGACUGUGGAAAGGGUUUCCCAACAUCAUCUGACCUCCAUGUGCAUCGACGUUGUCACACUGGAGAGAAACCAUUUUCAUGCACCGACUGUGGAAAGAGUUUCUCAGUCUCUUCUAACCUCCACAAACAUCGCCUUAUUCACACUGAAGAGAAGCCGUACGCUUGCAGUCAGUGUGACAAGAGCUUUAAGACAAAAGCAGAGCUCCAACGCCAUCAGCCCAUUCACACAGGGGAGAAACCAUUUUCAUGCACAGACUGUGGAAAGAGCUUCUCACAGUUUGCUCACCUCCACUCACAUCGCCGCAUUCACACUGGAGAGAGACCGCACGCUUGCAGACAGUGUGACAAGAGCUUUAAGACAAAAGCAGAGCUCCAACGCCAUCAGCCCAUUCACACAGGGGAGAAACCAUUUUCAUGCACAGACUGUGGAAAGAGUUUCGCACAUUCUUCUGCCCUCCACAUGCAUCGUCGCAUUCACACUGGAGAGAGGCCGCAUCCUUGCAGUCAGUGUGACUACAGCUUUACCUCAAAAAGAGAUCUUCAAACACAUCGUCGCAUUCACACUGGAGAAAAGCCGUACGCUUGCAGUCAUUGUGACCAGAGCUUUAAGAGAAAAGACAGGCUCCAAAUCCACCAGCGUGUUCAUACAGGGGAGAAGCCAUUUACAUGCACCGACUGUGGAAAGAAAUUCUCACAGCUUGCUAACCUCUACACACAUCGUCGCAUUCAUACUGGAGAGAGGCCGUACCCUUGCAGUCAGUGUGACAAGAGCUUUAAAUUAAAUACACAUCUCCAAAGUCACCUGCGUGUUCACACAGGGGAGAAACCAUUUUAAUGCACCGACUGUGGAAAGAAUUUCUCACAUUCUUCUCGCCUCCACACACAUCGCCUCAUUCACACUGAAGAGAAGCCGUUCGCUUGCAGCCAGUGUGACAAGAGCUUUAAGACUAAUGCAGAACUCCAAAUCCACCAACUUGUUCACACGGGAGAGAUGCCAUUUUCGUGCACCGACUGUGGAAAGAAAUUCUCACAUUCUUCUAACCUUAAGAAACACUUGUCAUCACACUUGAGAGAAGCCUUAAGCUCUCAGCCAGUGUAACGAGUUUCUCACAGUCCUCUAACCUUAAAGCUACAGUGGCGGUCAUAUGUUUACAUACCCUAACAGAAUAUACACUUUGCUACCAAUUUCCAAUAGGAUGUGACUGAUUACACAAAACCUUUUUGUUUUCAAUCCGAGGACAAUGCUCCAGCCACUCAGCUUGCCAAUCAAGCUGUGGAUGGAAGACCACCAUAUCAAUACCCUGACAUGGUCAGCCCAAACUCCAGGCCCGAACCCCCUUGAAAACUUCUGGAGUGUGGUCAAGAGGAAGCUGGUCACAAGCCAUCAACCCAAGCUCAGUAACUUGAAUUAUUGCACCAAUCCUGGAAUAAAGUCUAAAUAGAAUAAAGUACCAAAACGCAUGAUAGCUGUGACUACAAAUCGGGCUUAUUCCACCAAAUAUUGCCUUCUGAAUUCUUCCUAAUUUAAUACAGAACGAUUAUGUUGUUUUAAAGUUAAUAUCAUCUUCUUUUCUUUGCCGUAUUUGAGAUUUGGAAACAUUGCAUCUUGUGUUUUACUUUGACCAUUUUGAGAUUUUCUGCAAAUAAGUGAUCCAAAUGACAAUAUUUUCUUUCGAAAUUCAGAGGAAAUGUCGGUAGUUUUUAUAAAGAAAUAACAAUGUUUGUUUUACUCAAACACAUACCUAUCCAUAGCAAUAUCAGAAAAACUGAAAAAUUCGAAGUGGUCUCUCAAUACUUGCCGCAGCUGUAUAUAGAAAUACUGCACAGUUGAAAAGACAAGUUUGAAAGUGCUUAUGUCCAGCAUUAGCAAUAAUGCUGUCAUCAAUCUGUGGAAUUUAUGGACUUAUGGAAAAUGUGAUUCUUGAGCUUUAUAAGUAAGAUUUUAUGAUUCACUGUGAUACAGACUGACACUUUUUUCAUUAUAAAUCUCAGUAUAGAUCCAUAGUAGAGCAUAUACACAGGAACCUAUAAGGGGAGGAGACAGACUGAAUGAUUACUGCAAAGAGAGACUUUUUGGAUUCACAGCAUGGAUGCCAUGACCUACCCAGGUUUAAAUGAUGAAAUUGACUUCAGGUCUUUGCUAUGAUGCGUAUGAUGUUAAGAGUAUGAUAGUUUGAAUAUGACCCAGUGUCAGAUGCCUAGCCUCCAUUAUGUUGUCUAUUAUGUUGUCUUUUUCUACCAUUCUAUGUCCUACUAUUCCGCUUUUUACUAUUCAGCAUUUUUAUAUUCAGCAUUUUCUUACCACUCUUUCAAUGCCCCAUACAUCAAUUCUUUGUGAUUAUUGUAACAUAAACGUGUUUAUACCUGACCUAUGUGACCUCUGAAGGUUUACUGUGUUACCCAGGUACCUGAGUUUCUAACCACGCCCUGAUGAAGGCCAGACGGCUGAAACCGGUCAGCGUUUUUAACAUGUUAACCCUGAUGUGAAAUAAAGGGUUUUUAAUACUUCAA
Molecule: messenger RNA, 3281 nt
Organism: Engraulis encrasicolus (European anchovy)
Lineage: Eukaryota; Metazoa; Chordata; Actinopteri; Clupeiformes; Engraulidae
Product: zinc finger protein 271-like
Exons: 3
Coding region: 1-1605 (534 amino acids)
Biological process (GO): regulation of transcription by RNA polymerase II
Molecular function (GO): DNA-binding transcription factor activity, RNA polymerase II-specific; RNA polymerase II cis-regulatory region sequence-specific DNA binding
Source: RefSeq, a predicted model, not a curated record